GUCCCUGCCUGUGCUCCUGUAUGCUUGAUUAAGGAGUCUCAGAGAGCUAGAAAUGCCUGGAUGAAAUCCAGCAACACCCAGUGCAAUCCUCAUGAGCCGUGGGUCAUUCUCACCCAAGCAAACACCAGCAUCAAGUCAGACAGCAACUUUUAAAAUUAUACACGAGCCAUGCAAAAAAAGGCGUUAAACUUACAUUAACCACUCACUGCUCUGAAACUUCCAAUUAAGGCUGUCAAAAAAAAACCAGCCUUAAUUAUUGUUUUAAUAUACGUGUUGUUAAUUACACUUCCCAUGCUCCUUUCCCAGGAAUAUACGGCACAGGACCAACAGCGCUCUCCUAAACCAAAGCACUUGGUCUCUUCCCUGCUCCUGCACCAUCCUGCCUCGCUCGGUCCUUCCCCCGAGCUAAAAACCUCCCCGUUUCCUCUCUUUUCUCGCGGGGUUUAUCCCAACGGGAGCCCUUCCCCAGCAGCGAGGUACUUCCGCAGCCUCCUUCAGCAGAUUUUACCUCAGCACAGGGCAGGCAGCGAGCGGGCGCUGCCCCUUGGGUUUAACCACGAGUGUCAGCUCCUCGGAGGAGGCGUUUUGCGGGGACGCGGGCUAGCUCUGCGGGCACCACGUCCAAGACCGCUUCGCCCGCUCCCUAUGGAAGCCUUACUGAAGGGAAUAUAUGGGCUGCAGGCUCCGCUUUGCCCAUAAGAAGAGGAGAUGCCCAGCUGUGCGGGAUAAGGGGCGGUAAUGGGCGGUAAUGGCGACUCGUUGCUUUCCCGCCCCUCAGCGCGGCGGCUGUUACCGUAGAGCGGCGGAAGCGGAAGGGUGUGAGCGCGGCGCGGCGGGAGGAGGCAGGCGGCAUGGCGGCCGUGGUGCUGAGCGAGCCGGAGAAGCUCUACAUCGUGCAUGGCGUACAGGAGGAUCUUCGUGUAGAUGGUCGUGGCUGUGAAGACUACAGAUGUGCAGAAGUAGAAACAGAUGUUGUAUCAAACACAAGCGGAUCUGCAAGAGUAAGGCUGGGAAACACAGAUAUCUUGGUAGGAGUAAAAGCUGAAAUGGGGACACCAAAGAUAGAGAAACCAGAUGAAGGCUACCUGGAAUUCUGUGUUGACUGUUCUGCAAAUGCUACUCCUGAAUUUGAAGGCCGGGGAGGAGAAGAACUUGGCACAGAGAUAGCAAGUACAUUCUACACAGUAUUUAGCAGCGGGAACAGUGUAGACUUGAAAUCGCUUUGUAUUAAUCCCAGAGAGCACUGCUGGGUUCUCUAUGUUGAUGUGUUGUUAUUGGUAUGUGGUGGGAACCUCUUUGAUGCAAUCUCUAUCGCAGUGAAGGCAGCUCUCUUUAACACAAGAAUACCCAAAGUGCGUGUUCUGGAGGACGAAGAAGGCUCUAAAGAGAUUGAGCUGUCUGAUGACCCUUACGAUUGCAUUCGACUUAAUGUGGAGAAUGUGCCCUUAAUUGUCACAUUAAGCAAAAUUGGCUAUAGGCAUGUGGUGGAUGCUACCCUUGAGGAAGAAGCCUGUUCUUUGGCCAGCCUGCUUAUUUCUGUGACCAGUAAAGGUGCCCUGACUUCUAUGAAGAAAGUGGGGAAGGGUAGCCUGGAUCCUGAGAGUAUCUUUGAAAUGAUGGAGACGGGGAAAAAAGUAGGCAAGGCAUUGCACGUGGCGCUUCAGAAGAUUCUGGAUGAAGAAGAGAGUUUGGGGACGUCACGGCAGAAAGUUGGAUUUCUAGGAUGAGUUUUUAUUAAAUGUUCAAAACUGGUUUUAACUGAUGGUCCAAUCUUGUCACUUUGUGUCUAGAAAAAGGCGAUUUUUUUGCUCCAGUACCUUUAUCCUUCUGGCUAAGAGGCUUUUAAAAUGUUCCUAAACAAAGAAAGCCACAGUUCAAUGUGAAUAAGCAAAUCUGAGAUGCUUUUCGUAUGGGUAACUGUUUGCACAGUUACCCAUACAGUUACCCAGAAAAUGCACUGCCAGCAAUUGAUGCAAUUGCCUGGGAAGUGCUUGAGUCUGUUUUCAAGAGUGGCUGGUGUAAGUUCCACUUAAUUCUGUUUCCAUGUGUUCCACCUCUGCAGACCAGCUCCUGUCUUCUAGAGUGUGUAUAGGGUUGUCCUUGGUACAGCACAAGCCAGGUUUUGGGCCUCUUGAGUUUGGUUUUUUGUUUACCAGCCAGAUGAGAACAGCAUUUGGUGGAAUUCUUUCAUCAAAUUAUCUUACUUUGAAUAAAAAGUGGCUAGAUUUUACUAUAAA
Strigops habroptila (Kakapo) is the source of this 2237-nucleotide messenger RNA. RefSeq names its product exosome component 7 (gene EXOSC7). Gene Ontology annotation, cellular component: cytoplasmic exosome (RNase complex); nuclear exosome (RNase complex). Gene Ontology annotation, biological process: U5 snRNA 3'-end processing; exonucleolytic trimming to generate mature 3'-end of 5.8S rRNA from tricistronic rRNA transcript (SSU-rRNA, 5.8S rRNA, LSU-rRNA); TRAMP-dependent tRNA surveillance pathway. The record is from RefSeq and is a predicted model, not a curated record. The coding region runs from base 852 to 1727 and encodes 291 amino acids. NCBI's taxonomy places the organism in Eukaryota, Metazoa, Chordata, Aves, Psittaciformes, Psittacidae. The transcript is spliced from 8 exons.